Messenger RNA from Oryza sativa Japonica Group (Japanese rice), 1264 nucleotides. The record is from RefSeq and is a predicted model, not a curated record. NCBI's taxonomy places the organism in Eukaryota, Viridiplantae, Streptophyta, Magnoliopsida, Poales, Poaceae.
UAUAUAUAGCCACACACGUCCUUGUCUAGUCCACUACACUACACUGCAAUACGGCAAUGGCAAUGGCGACCAUCCCGGAGGUGCCUGCGAGCGCGCUGCUCCCGACCAUGCCGCGCAUCGGCAUGGGCACGGCGGCGUUCCCCUUCACCUCCUCCGAGGAAACCACGGCGGCGCUGCUCCGCGCCAUCGAGCUCGGCUACCGCCACUUCGACACGGCGAGGCUGUACGCGACGGAGGGCUGCGUCAGCGAGGCCGUCGCGGAGGCCGUCCGGCGCGGCCUCGUCGCCUCCCGCGCCGACGUGUUCGUCACCUCCAAGCUCUGGUGCAGCGACCUGCACGCCGGCCGCGUCGUGCCGGCGGCGAGGGAGACGCUCCGCAACCUCGGAAUGGACUACGUCGACCUGCUCCUCGUCCACUGGCCGGCGACCGUGGCGCCGGGCAGCUACGACUUCCCGUUCCCCAAGGAGGAGAUGGCGCCGGCGUUCGACAUGGAGGGCGUGUGGCGCGGCAUGGAGGAGUGCCACCGGCUGGGCCUCGCGCGCGCCAUCGGCGUCAGUAACUUCUCCGCCAAGAAGCUGGAGCAGCUGCUGUCGUUCGCCGUGGUUCGGCCGGCGGCGAACCAGGUGGAGAUGAACCCGAUGUGGCAGCAGAGGACGCUGCGGGAGGUGUGCCGGCGAGAGGGGGUGCAGCUGUGCGGGUACUCGCCGCUGGGGGCGAAGGGCACGCCGUGGGGCAGCGCCGCGGUGAUGGACUCCGGCGUCCUGCACGACAUCGCCCAAACCAAGGGCAAGACGCUUGCUCAGAUUUGUUUGAGGUGGAUGUACGAGCAGGGUGAUGUUUUGUUAGUGAAGACAUACAAUGAAAAUAGGAUGAAGGAGAAUCUUGAUAUUUUCGACUGGGAGCUCACUGAGGAAGAGAGAGACAAAAUCAGCAAACUCCCCCAGCAGAGGGGUCUGACUGGAAUGCAGUUCGUCUGUGACAAUGGGCCUUACAAGUGCGUCGAAGAUUUGUGGGAUGGUGCUUAACAUGUCGCAGGCUGGCCCUAUGCACCAAUAAUCUGGAUGGAUCAUGCUUGCUGGGGAUCUAGCAAAAUAAUUUGUAAUUCAAUUUUAAUCUUCUGUCUUCUCGCAAAAUAAUUGUGUGAAAUGGAGCGCCAGAUGUGCUCAAUUGUUAUCUUUCUUCUAUUCGUAAUCGAUAAAUAUGGUAUUUUCCAAAAUAAUAUUGAAAUUUCGAGAUAUUGAUACCGAACAUGAAUACUUUUUUA